AUGAAGGGACCACCUUCUAAAGGGAGGUCCCAGGGAGUGAACCAUGGGCAUGGGUUGGUCGACCUUUCAAAGUUACUGGGGAUAUACGCCGAAACCCACAAUGGCCACCGGGGCGAAUCAUACCCAGGCGCGCACCACCUUGGCCUGGACGAUUUGGACGGGGAUCUGGACGAGGAUGAUGAGGACGAUGACGAAGAAGGUGACGAAGAACUCGCCGCAAGUGGAGACGACGACUACGACAUCUCGUACGAUAGCGCGGAACCGCUAUCCGGCAGUGAUGCGAAUCUGAGGCAUGACAUAUUGACCCCUCACGCGGAAAAGACGAGCCUCGACGAGUUGCCGGCGUCGCCACUAGAUGACAAGAGAAGUUUCAACGAGGCACCCGAAGAACUAUUGGACGUUGGCGAGUACAGACGGCGUGCAAAAGAAGCAGAUAAAGGCAACCGCGAUAAACGCGAAAUAGCUGGUGCCACAAGACAAGGUGUGCCGAUCUUAGCGGAAUCUUACGCCCACCGCAGAAAUCAAACUGAUGGCGAUGAGAGUGCUUACAGACUGCACGAAUCGCUUGUUAAGUACGCGCGACAUGAAGGACCUAUGCUGCAGGGGCGCGGGUGGAACAAAGAUGAUGAAUUUAGACACAACCCAGCCGUGCACGGUCGGAAACGCGUGCCAUCCAACAUGGACUACGCGACACUGGAACGUGAAAUGCCUCCCUGGUUCCCACUACUACAGUUGCACCACGUACCAUGCCAACAUCCAAAGUCUUCGUUCGCAAAUCGAGAGUCAUGA
Molecule: messenger RNA, 789 nt
Organism: Ctenocephalides felis (cat flea)
Lineage: Eukaryota; Metazoa; Arthropoda; Insecta; Siphonaptera; Pulicidae
Exons: 4
Coding region: 1-789 (262 amino acids)
Source: RefSeq, a predicted model, not a curated record